Molecule: messenger RNA, 4790 nt
Organism: Pimephales promelas (fathead minnow)
Lineage: Eukaryota; Metazoa; Chordata; Actinopteri; Cypriniformes; Leuciscidae
Gene: ache
Product: acetylcholinesterase (Yt blood group)
Biological process (GO): choline metabolic process; acetylcholine catabolic process
Cellular component (GO): plasma membrane
Molecular function (GO): acetylcholinesterase activity
Source: RefSeq, a predicted model, not a curated record
UUUAGUCGAUUUUGCUUAUUAUAACGAGUCUCCCCCUACCGACACAGCAGUGCAGUGCGACUCUUCUCCUAGUUCAGUCAGAAGCUUGAUCCAGCGUUAAAAUCAGACAGGCGACACUAUAAUUCACUCCCUUCACGCUACCCCUAGCACAGUUGUCCUGCUUUUGCUUAUCGCCCUACGGCACGGCAACAAUUCUGGCUUUCUUCAUUCAAGGACAAGCAGAGGAGGGGAAGAGCCCAGGGCAGAAGCGCUGAAGCAAAGCCGGCUUGUGAACUGGAAUCGCCAGGUCAUACUGACCUUGGCUCAGAACAGUGAGAUCACAGUAGUUUCCCAGCGAACAAAAGAAAAUCACCAUGAAGACGUCAGACAUUUUCCUUCUGCCCGCUGUGCUCCUCAUGUUCAUUUUCAACUGCUGUCUCGCACAGAGUGAAUCUGACCUCGUAGUACCAACGAGGCUAGGCCGUGUGCAGGGUGUACGCUUGCCUGUUCCAGACCGGAAUAAUGUGAUCGCUUUCUUGGGCAUCCCGUACGCUGAACCUCCGCUGGGGAAGAGGCGUUUCAAGAAAGCCGAGCCCAAAAAGCCCUGGAAUGGUAUCUUCGAGGCUAGAGACUACCCAAAUGCCUGCUAUCAGUUCAUAGACACCUCUUACCCAGGCUUUCCAGGUAUCGAGAUGUGGAACCCCAACAGAAUGAUGAGCGAGGACUGCCUGUACCUUAAUGUGUGGGUACCUCCUACUCCUAGGCCACAGAACCUCACAGUAAUGGUCUGGAUAUAUGGUGGAGGCUUCUAUAGUGGCUCCUCCUCUCUUGAUGUCUAUGAUGGCCGGUACUUGGCAUACUCUGAAAAGGUAGUGGUUGUGUCUAUGAACUAUCGUGUUGGAGCUUUUGGAUUCCUUGCCCUUAAUGGCUCAUCAGAAGCACCAGGAAAUGUGGGUCUCCUUGACCAGAGGAUGGCCCUCCAAUGGGUCCAAGAAAACAUCCACUUCUUCGGCGGUAACCCAAAACAGGUCACCAUUUUUGGAGAAAGUGCAGGAGGAGCAUCAGUUGGCAUGCAUGUUCUGUCACCAGACAGCCGUCCGCUCUUCACACGUGUUAUAAUGCAGAGCGGUGUUCCUAAUACACCCUGGGCUACCGUUAGUUUUGAUGAGGCCCGUCGGAGGGCCACCUUGUUGGGCAAACUCGUUGGCUGCAGCGAGGGUAACGAUACCGAGCUGGUUGACUGCCUGAGGAACAAACAUCCACAGGAAUUAAUUGACCAGGAGUGGCAAGUGCUCCCCUAUAGCAGCUUGUUCCGCUUUUCCUUUGUCCCCGUCAUAGAUGGUGUUUUCCUUCCCGACACCCCAGAUGCCAUGAUCAGCUCAGGGAACUUCAAAAACACUCAGAUCAUGCUGGGUGUAAAUCAGGAUGAGGGAUCUUACUUCUUGCUUUACGGUGCACCGGGAUUCAGUAAAGACAAUGAGAGUUUGAUAUCUCGAGAAGAAUUCCUUGAAGGUGUGAAGAUGAGCGUUCCCCAUGCCAAUGAGAUUGGCUUGGAUGCAAUUAUCCUUCAGUACACUGACUGGAUGGAUGAGAACAACCCCCAAAAGAAUCGAGAUGCCAUGGAUGAUAUUGUAGGAGAUCAAAAUGUCAUCUGUCCUCUGCAGCAUUUUGCAAAGACUUACGCCCAGCACGCUGCCCUCCAUGCCCAGCCGGGAGCCGCAGCUCCAGGGACACUAGGCUGGGGAACCUCAGGACCAACAGGCUACAACAGUGGCAACUCAAAUGGUGCUGUUUACCUUUACCUGUUUGACCAUCAAGCUUCAAACCUGGCCUGGCCUGAGUGGAUGGGCGUAAUCCAUGGUUAUGAGAUUGAGUUUGUGUUUGGCCUGCCAUUAGAAAAACGACUCAAUUACACAGCAGAGGAAGAGAAACUCAGUCGACGAAUGAUGAGAUACUGGGCAAACUUCGCUCGCACAGGUAAUCCCAACAUUAACUCUGAUGGCUCCUUGGACAGUCGGAGGCGGUGGCCUCAAUUUACAGCUACUGAGCAAAAGCAUGUGGGCUUGAACACAGAGCCACUGAAAGUGCACAAGGGUCUAAGAACACAAGUUUGUGCUCUGUGGAAUGGCUUCCUACCUCGCCUGCUUAACAUAACAGAAAACAUUGAUGAUGUUGAGCGACAGUGGAAAGUGGAGUUCCAUCGCUGGAGCUCUUACAUGAUGCACUGGAAGAGCCAGUUCGACCAUUACAGCAAGCAGGAGCGCUGCACAGAUCUCUAGAUAAAUCUGGUGUUAAUGUAAGAAAGUGCAGAUCAAAGAAAGGGAAAACUGAUGACCAUAACCCUUAAUAGUCUCUUUUCAGAACAGCAAAGGUUGCCAAAGCUUUUUCGUUGAUUAGUCUCCGAGUAGGCAUGAGAGUGAAUUUGUGAAUGUUGCACUUUAGUGCAGUUUUGUUCCUCCCUGUUAUCACUCUAUUAUAUUAUGUGAAUAUAUAUAAAGAGAAUUUGUGAAUUCAAGAUGCUAUUAGAGAUUAUCAAGCGCUGCGGUCAUCAAAUGUAUCUAUCAGAAAAAAAAAAUGUUAUAGUUAUAUUACCUCUGAACAGUGAGAGUGCAUGUCUGUUCCAUUGGAACCUAGAAACCCUCAUUUACACUGGUCCUCAGGAUCCCACUUUUUUAAAAAUGAUUUUCUUGUUUUUUUAUCCUGUGUUCUUAUUGGCUUAAAUUAUAUUGGCUGAUUCACCAUAAUGUAUCUACCACAUCUACUCAGUAAUUCAUGUGCUACUUUAUCCUGCUGUCUCUGCUUUCUUACUGUGGUCCAACUCAAAAUACUAAUACUUGCUGGAAUCAGGAGCCAUUUCAUUUCAUGUAUGUUGUUUAACUGUACGGAACAGUUUCUGUGUGGGCGAGUCUGUGUAUUAAUGUACUAAUAUUUAAAACCUAUUUUUUAUUUCGAUUGCUACUUAUAUUGCAUGUAGUCUAGUGCCCACAGCAUAACACUUGUGUGUAUGUAUGAGAGAGAAAGUCUGUGUUUACCAUAUACCAACUACAUAGGACAGUAUACGUGUCUGUGUAUUUCACCCUCUCCUUAGUUCAAAUUUCAUACGGGCAUUGUAUGUUUGACUAUUUUAUCUGGGAUGGAGCGGGUAAGACUAAUGUUGUCUGUGUGCCAAAGGGUCAAUAUCAUUUUUCCCCCUUGCUGUUUCCCUGUCUCGAUGGGAAAGGCUUCUCAUUACGAUAAUGGAGAGGAGUAAUUUACUUAGUGCUCAUUUUAAAUGACAGCCCGCUGUGUCAGCCAUCUUAACUCCAGCCCUUUUGAUGCAGUGGGAGGAUGAUGAAGGAAAACACAGGCAAAGUGAAGCUAUAAGGACAAACAAGAAUACAGGGUUACAAAAUCCACUCCUGACAUGUUCUAUAUUUAUUGUAGUAAUUGGUGUAUUUUUUUUUAUUAUUUAAGUAAAUUAUUUGCAUGAUUGCAUAAAGUAUCAAAAGAACUAAAAGUUUUUAGUUAGCUUAAAUAAGAGCAAAUGUUUUAUUUUAUUUUUUGUGUGUAUUUAUUAAGAGUGUGGAAUUGCAUACGUAUAUAUUGAAUUUUGUCUGUGAAUCUGGAUCAAACAUUAUUUUGUAUUUUACUGUGUGAAUGUAUCAUGGCCAAUCAUUCUAUCAUAAUAUACACAUGUGAACAUGCCGAAUUUGUGAAUGCUAGCCUAUGCCCGUCUCAUUGACUUCCCAUCAGUCUGUUUUUACUAAAUCUAGAGUACGUCUAGUACCAUUCAUCAAGCAUUUUGUUAACACUGGACUGGAUCUGCGUGAGUGCUGUGAUGAGACAGCAGGUCUCCCAGCACACAAAUCUAGGUUGACAUUAAGCAUUUAACCACUGAAUAUGACUGGAAUAAUGUAGAUUAGCUUUAAACAAUGCCAUUUAAAAUGAAAAUAAUAUGUUGUACUAGCUAUAAAAUAUAAUACAAGUAUGGUGCAAUUAUGUGUGUUUGUUUAGGGGUAUGAAUGAAAGCUGCUCUUUUCCACUCCAUGAAAUCCCCCUGUGCAUGCCUUAGACCCCUCCUCCUCUGUAUGAUAUGCUUUUAAAAUUGACUGUUAUCCUCUCUGACAAUUUUAGAGCUGAUGUCUGUUUAAUAUUACACAUCUAUAACUAUAAAAACAUUAUAAUAGCCCAGAGAUAGAUAUUGAUGUUAGCAAUAACAAAAUACACUUAAAAUGGAAUAUAUUUAUUUGAGUCAUGUAAUGUUGACUGAUAAAAAAAAAACAGUGGUCAUGAAUUGACAGCAAUGAUCAGAACAGAAUUUGUCACCGUUUAUAAAUCAGCUGUUUCUUCAAAGCAAUAUAUGGUGCCAUAUGCUAUAUUUUUUCCGCUCUUAAUGUUAUUGUUUGGCUAAUUUGUAUUAGCUUGGCUUUAAAGGUUUCCUAAUGUCAAUUCUCAAGUAAAUUGAUUGAGGAAACCUGCCUCUUAAUUUCAUCUCAAAGAGAAAAUAUCUAUAAAUAGGCUAUUAUAUUGUAAAAUAAUAUUAUUCUACCCCAAAUAUAUGUAGAACAAUGCACAUAGCUAAACGCGCAUGUGUUCUGCAUUUGUUGCACUUUGACAACGUUUAUAUAAUAAUAGAAAUAGUUAUUUUUCUUCGUUUCUUUUUUUAUUUGAUCCUGAUAUCGCCUGUCGUGUCAAAUUAGUGCCAAACAUGUAUAGUGACCGCAUCGUGCAAAUCCUCCGCAUGAUGUUAUUUGUCAUUUCCACCCUCUUUGGGCACCACAUCAGAAGCUUUCCAACGCAACCACAAUAAACAGUUAUUGACUUAAAGGAAA